Messenger RNA from Amborella trichopoda, 1648 nucleotides. Lineage: Eukaryota; Viridiplantae; Streptophyta; Magnoliopsida; Amborellales; Amborellaceae. The record is from RefSeq and is a predicted model, not a curated record.
UGUCGUUUCUAUUUCGCACGCUCUCGUGCACGACUUUCUCUCUGUACUAUUCGUCGUUCUUUGACUCCUAAUCCUGCUUCUUCCGUCCCUUUCUGCUUUAUGCUCCCUCUCUUCUUCAUUUUGGUUAUCUCCCUCUAGGAUCUCUACUACUCUUCUCUCUCUCACCCUUUAGCGCUCUUCCUCUUCAAAGUCAUCAAUCAUUGAAGUCCAAUUCCUUCUCCUCCUUGCCGUCAGUUUCAACGUUAGCAGCGCUCUCGACAACCCACCAUGAACCUGGUUGCAGGCACCUAUGACCAGGUAGUAUGGGGCUUCAAACUCAAAAUCCACCAUGAAAACGAAACUGAGCAAGCGCUUCUCUCCCCCACCUUCUCCCAUCAUGCCCAACUCUCUCCCAUCAAAGCUCUGAGUGUUUCAGGCCCCAUUGCUGCCUCCUCGUGUUCAGAUGAAACAGUUCGGGUAUUUGACAUAAACCAACGAGCAGAGAUUGGAACCCUAAUCCGUGACAAUGGAGCUGCCUCUUGCCUCGCUUUCUAUGGCUUUAGUCCUAAAAAUUCAUCCAUCAAUUUCCCUGUACAUCUUAUCACUGGUUCAGAGCAGGGUUCCAUCUCCAUUUUCGAUGUCGAAGCUCUGGUUCACUUGAAAUCGAUUCGAGCUCACAAGAAAGGUGUAAAUGACCUAACAAUCCACCCAACUGGUAGGGUUGUACUGUCCAUCGGUAGGGAUUUGCAGUUGUGUAUGAUGAAUUUGAUAAAGGGGAGGAGGAGUUUCGGUUGUAAGUUGCAGAGAGAGGCAUCAUUGAUUAGGUAUGGGUUGGAUGGGAAGACCUUCUUUGUGGCGACUGAGGGGGUGAUUUCUGGCCAUGAUUCAGAGGAUGCGAGGUUGCUUUUUUCCAUGGAGAACUCAAAGAGGGUCAAUUGCAUUGCACCUGCUGAGAAUGGGCUCCUAUUUACCGGUGGAGAAGAUUGUAGUGUGAGAGCAUGGGACCCAAUGACUGGGAAGGUUGCAUUUUCCUUUGAAAAUGCACAUUCGACUCGUCUAAAAGGCCUUGUUGUUUUUGGGGAAAGAGAUGACCAGGGUGAUGAUGCUCCAUACAUCAUGGCAUCUGCAUCGUCGGACGGGGUCAUAAAGGUUUGGGACUUGAGGAUGGCUACAGAGAGGCCGACCCCAUUGGAGGAAGCUUCCAUCAAAUGUCGGCUAACUUGUUUUGGAGGAUCCUAUAUUAGAGCUUCGAGAAAAUCAUCAAAGAGUUAAAAUUUUCCGGAGUGUACACUAUAACUUUGGGGACUCUAUGAGGUGAUAGAUGGGGCCACACAAGAUGGACAGAUGGCUUUUAGUACACCAGAAAUGAUUGAUUGAGGACCUUUAGCCACACUCAUACAUUCUUGGCCCUAAAAAUGAGGAAUCAUGUGCUAAAGCCUAUCACUUGAGGACCUUGCUUCUUUUUUUUUUGCAACAUUGGUGGGCUUUGGAAUGGAUUGGCUGGUCUGAUCAGUUGGAUUGCUGACGUCUAUCUUGACCGGCCUGGUCUAAAUAAAAAAUUGGUUUAAUAAAAAGUAGUCAAAUUAAUGUUUGACUGAUUUUGGCUUAGCCGGAUUUAUUAUUUUGAUUAAUGAAGUUGGGCAAAUUUUUUGUACCAUAUUAUUACAUA